This is a messenger RNA of Epinephelus fuscoguttatus (brown-marbled grouper), 1743 nucleotides long. RefSeq names its product coagulation factor VII. Gene Ontology annotation, biological process: proteolysis. Gene Ontology annotation, molecular function: calcium ion binding; serine-type endopeptidase activity. The transcript is spliced from 11 exons. NCBI's taxonomy places the organism in Eukaryota, Metazoa, Chordata, Actinopteri, Perciformes, Serranidae. The record is from RefSeq and is a predicted model, not a curated record. Gene Ontology annotation, cellular component: extracellular region. Bases 22 to 1743 code for a protein of 573 amino acids.
GCUGGUGAAGUGAGGACAGACAUGUCCCUCGUUGUCCCUCGUUGUGUCCUCUGUGUGUGCUGCUGGCGUGACGUCUCUGUGUCAAUAUUUGGACAGUGGUUAACGAUCAGUCCGUCAGCUGAGUCCUCCAUUUUACAUCAGACAACAACUGUCUGUCCUCACGCACGCAGACAGACAGACAGACAGACAGACAGGCAGAGGGACAGACAGGCAGAGGGACAGACAGGCAGAGGGACAGACAUGCUGCCGUCCACCUCUCUGACGUGGGGUCUCUGCGCUCUACUCACCUGCUCAGCACUCGUCCAGUCCUCAGUGUUCCUGGACCAUCCGUGGGCGGCUCGUGUCCUCGGCUCCGCCUCCAGGAGACGUCGAGCCAACUCCUUCUUGGAGGAGGUUUUACCUGGAGACCUGGAGAGGGAGUGUCGCGAGGAGGUCUGCUCCCAGGAGGAGGCAGCCGAGAUCUUCAUGACCAAGGAGAAGACGAUGGAGUUCUGGUACAAAUACACCAAUCUGAACCCCUGUCAGACUAACCCCUGUCUGAAUGGAGGGAUGUGCACCCUGGACAGAGACGACUUCCUGUGUCUCUGCUCGCCGCCGUACCACGGCAAGACCUGCGACACAGUGUUGAUGGUGUGUCACUAUAGAAACGGCGGCUGUAUGCAGUAUUGCAGAGACCUGCCAGGGGGAGCCGGAGUUCAGUGUGACUGCGCCGACGGGUUCCAGCUGGACGUCGAUGGAUACAGCUGCUCCAAGAACGGUAACAGAACUCAGGUUACUACUGUAACUGACCCUCUCACUGAUACUCUGGUGAAGAUGAUUCCACAGGAGAGGAGCCUGAUAGCUGACAUCACCGUGGAAAUGGGCAGCAUGUUUGAUGACAACAACACAGAUGGCUGGGUGGACAAAUUGAACUCUAUAGAGACGUUGGAGAAGCUGAUGACAGUGAACACAACAACUGGACAGUGGGGAGCCAAUGAGACGGAGCUGAUGGGGGAGGACGGGGGGGAUCUACGUAUUGUGGGCGGAGCCUUGGACAGACCAGGAGGAAGUCCCUGGCAGGUUCUGCUCCGCAGGUCUAACGGUCACGGAUUCUGUGGAGGGACGCUGGUCUCUGAUCGCUGGGUGGUCUCUGCUGCUCACUGUCUCCAGGAGACUCCAGACCAUGUGACUAUAGGUGACUUCGAUAAGCGGCGUCCUGAUCCAGGUGAGCAGCUGAUAAAGGUUCAGAAGGUCUUCGUCCAUCCUCACUUCCAUGCCUUCACCUUCGACAGCGACAUCGCUCUGCUGUAUCUCGCCCAGCCGGUCGUCAGGAGCGCCACUGCCAUCCCUGCCUGCCUCCCCGACCCCCACCUCUCCGAAUACCUACUGAAGAAGGGAAACCGUGGCAUGGUGACGGGCUGGGGGGUCACGCAGUACCUGGGCAGGUCAUCACGCUUCCUCAGGAAGGUCACGCUUCCCGUGGUCAGCUACCGAGACUGCACCGCCUCCACUGAACAGGUGAUCACAGACAACAUGUUCUGUGCAGGUUACCUGGACGUGGGCAGGGACGCCUGCAGCGGGGACAGCGGGGGACCAUUUGUGGUGAACUACAAAGGGACCUGGUUUCUGACGGGCGUGGUCAGCUGGGGAGAGAAAUGUGCCGCCAAGGGGAAGUACGGAGUUUAUACCCGACUGGGGAACUUCCUGAACUGGAUCAGAGACACCAUGGAACUUUUAUUAGUCAGGGUUAAAAACAAAGGUUAA